GUAGUAAGACGGUUUAAAUUGAGCUUGUAGGUACCUAUAAUGAAAUCAAAUGAAAUUUAUUUUUGGCUGAAUUGACAAAAGUAUUUCAACUUGUUUAUUUUUAUUUUCAAAUACUGUUUGUGACUUUGUCAAACGAUUUAAGCGAUUAAAAGCUGAUUCUCGCUAAACCAUUGAUAACCUCUCGUGAACCUUUGCCGUUCAUAAACAAAAUAAAGAAAUAAUCAAUUUAACAUUCCAAUAUUGUGUUGUAAAUAACCUAACCCACCGCAGUAUCUCAGACACAGACACGCCGAUUGUUUCUAGAAAAUUUGUUGCACAAACAAUGGUUGCAUCUAAAAUUUAUAUUCUGGCUGCAUGUUUUGCCUUUUUUGUUUUAACGUUUUUGACAUUAUCCAGCGAUGGAUAUUCCAUAACCAUCCCAGCGGAUCCAAGUAAUCCAGGGAAAUGUGUUUACCGAAGUGAGGAACUACAGUUGGGUGUAAAUACUGGUCCUCUUCCAUGCCAGCGGUUAACUUGUAAUGCGGAUGGAUCAGUCCUCGUUGAAGGGUGUGGAAAAAUUCGUCUGCAGGAUUGUAAUCGUGGGGAAAGGAUCCACAUCGACCAACCAUAUCCAACAUGCUGUAAGCAAAGAUUUAAGUGCAAGCGGCCGGAUGGUUCUUCAUAUUUUCAAGAAAAUGAUAUAAUUUAAAAUUUGUGUGUAUUUGAUGUUGCUUCAUAAGUUUAUUCAAGUGUUAUCUGUGUAAGAUUGGUAGUGUGUAAGGAAAAAACAAAUUCAAUUUAAAUAUGAACUUUGUAUAAGAGAAAAGCAUGAAUUAUUUGUAUGGAUGAAAAAUUCAAAAUAAAA
Molecule: messenger RNA, 844 nt
Organism: Episyrphus balteatus (marmalade hoverfly)
Lineage: Eukaryota; Metazoa; Arthropoda; Insecta; Diptera; Syrphidae
Exons: 3
Coding region: 323-688 (121 amino acids)
Source: RefSeq, a predicted model, not a curated record